AUUAUGAUCUAUCACAGACCUCCAUCAGGAACCCGUUUUAACCAGAAGCAUGAUUAUUCUAUUUGAAACUUUCAAUCCCUUGUCGCGGGAUGGGAUAUUCAUUCGUGGAAAAGUGUAUUAAGCAUUGCUUGGUAUACAGGUGACAAGCGGGUACCAAAAAGCCAAUCUCGCCAAAAAAUCAGCUCGAUUGCCAUGUCAGGCGUUGUCAGCUUAUUCCUUUUCUGGAACACGGGGUAGCUACUCCGCAAAUGACUUCUACACUAGGAAACAUCUCUUCGAAUCAGCAGUUCUGAUAAUUCUCAAGGGUUGACAUUUUUUUGCCUCCUCACGGCCAAACGAUAAUGGGAUAAGAUUCAUACGUGCCAACGAAAGGACCAAGGAUCCAAAGUCCUUGUGAAUGCUAUGAAAAGUAUACUUGCAUAACGUACGACCCCGGACCCCACAAAGUGGUAUGGCAUCUUUUCAUUGGAGAAGAAAAGCACACCAGGAAUGCCUGCCCGAAAAUCCGGGGUUGGAGAAUAGAUUGGUUCCAAAGAAUAUUUAGCGCUCCGCUAUUGAGAGUAUGCUUAGACUGGCUGUACGAAGGGACAUGGCCAGUCUCCCAUUGACAGGGUUUGAGAUUGCCAUCGUUACAAUACAUAAGUGAAGCAUAUUCCGUUGAUUUUGGAACCUCAUCCCUCUCAGAUCAAUAGAUCCCUUUCAAUUGUCAUAGUCAUUUCUUGUUUGGCAGAAAAUUGGAAGUCAUGGCGGAGAAGACAAAUACUCAGUACGAGGAGGCCGAGCUCGCUCACCCUCGAAGUGACGAUGAGAAACAUGCAGAAGUUGGAGCCAAAGUUGUCCUCGGAAAUGAAACAUUCAACGAGGCAAUGCUCAAGGAGCCUCCCAAGGCUUUCACGUGGUCGACAAUCCAACUCUACACUGCUUGUUUCAUCGGAUUCUUCUGUGCUACCAUGAACGGUUAUGAUGGAUCGCUUAUCAACAAUUUACUUGUCAACCCUUGGUUUCUCGAGUUCUACCACGGUGAAAAUGCUGGAAUCUGGGCCGGUAUCGUUACUUCCAUGUACCAAAUUGGUGGUGUGGUUUCAUUGCCAUUCGUUGGACCCGCAGCCGAUACUUUCGGACGAAGAUUUGGAAUGUGGCUCGGAUGUCUCUGCAUUAUUCUCGGUACCAUCAUUCAAGGAGUUGCAACCAGAGAGGCAGGUGUGAGACAAUUCAUGGGUGGUCGUUUCUUGCUUGGUUUUGGUGUCAACAUUGCUUCCGCCGCUGGUCCCAUGUAUGUUGUUGAGGUUUCUCACCCAGCAUACCGUGGUGUAGUUACAGCAAUUUUCAAUUGCUUUUGGUUCACUGGAUCAAUUAUUGCUAGUGGAGUAGCUCGUGGAGCAAGCAAUAUUGGAGGCGACGAAUCAUGGAGACUUAUCAUUUGGAUCCAAUUGAUGUUCUCCAGUAUCAUCUUCAUUUGCGCUUACUUCCUUCCCGAAUCCCCAAGGUGGCUCUACGUCAAUAACAAACGCGAUCAAGCCAAGAAGAUGCUUACCAAAUACCACGGAGAAGGAAAUACAGACAGUGUAUGGGUCAAAUUGCAACUCAACGAAUACGAAGAACUUUUGGAAAUGGACGGUGCCGACAAGCGUUGGUGGGAUUACAGAGCGCUUUUCAAGAACAAAUCGACUUGCUACCGUCUCUUCUGCAACGUCAGUAUCACGAUCUUUGGUCAAUGGGCCGGAAAUGCUGUCUUGUCAUAUUUCAUGGGCAAAGUUCUCGAGACCAUCGGUAUUGGCAGUGCUAUCGGCCAAGCAAACGUCAUUCUAAUCAACAAUUGUCAACAAUUCUGCUGGGCUCUCUUCGGUGCCGCAAUGGUUGAUCGUAUUGGUCGUCGUCCUCUUCUUCUCUUCUCUAACAUUGGCUGUUGCGUAGUCUGGCUCGCCAUGACCGUUUCCGCUGCCCUCUACCAAGAAUCCAUUCCGGACCCCUCAAACCCUAAAUCCGUCGGCACCAACCACGCAGCCGGUACCGCCUCCCUCGCUUUCAUCUUUAUCUUCGGUGCCGUCUACUCGGUCGGUUUCACACCUCUCCAAGCCCUCUACCCCGUCGAAGUCCUCUCCUUCGAAAUGCGCGCCAAGGGCAUGGGAUUCUCGGGUUUCGCCGUCGCAGCCGCCGGUCUCCUCAACCAAUUCGCAUGGCCCGUCUCCAUGCAAAAGAUUGGCUGGAAAACUUACAUCAUCUUUACCAUUUGGUGUGCGGUUCAAUCGACUAUUGUGUGGUUUUUCAUCCCAGAGACCAGAAAUCGUACCUUGGAGGAGUUGGAUGAGAUUUUCAACAGUCCCAAUCCGGUCAAGACAUCGAUUGCGAAAAAGAGAUUGGGGUUGGAUGCCUAUGGUGAUGUGGUUAAUAUUCAAGAUGCUUAAUUUUUGUUCACUCUUUUCGAAUUGUUGGAUGAGUAGGAGUAUUCUGGUUGGAUCAAGUCUGUCGAUCUGGAGCAUAUUUUCAAGAUUGACGGACUAGGUGUAAUUCAAUAGUUCUCCUCCAAGUCAACAAGGGGAGGUGUGGAGUCCCGCUCGCUUGUGGUGGUUGAAUGUUUAGUUAUUUAGUACGAUACCUAUACCUAUACCUUUGUAUUUAGGUUUACUGCUUGAAUAUAAUGCAAUGAAAUAUACCUUUGCUUUUAUA
Molecule: messenger RNA, 2667 nt
Organism: Botrytis porri
Lineage: Eukaryota; Fungi; Ascomycota; Leotiomycetes; Helotiales; Sclerotiniaceae
Exons: 5
Coding region: 744-2405 (553 amino acids)
Biological process (GO): transmembrane transport; carbohydrate transport
Cellular component (GO): membrane
Molecular function (GO): carbohydrate:proton symporter activity
Source: RefSeq, a predicted model, not a curated record